GUUCAUCUGUGAUAUAUUCAGAUACAAUUUGCGAUUUGGGAGCAGCUGACGAAUUGGCCAAUUAUGGUGAAUAUUCUGGUGCUCCUAGUGAACAACAAACUUACGAAUAUGCAAAAACUAUACUGAGUUUAAUGACAAAAGCAAAGCGUCCUAAUGGAAAAGUACUUAUUAUUGGAGGUGGAAUUGCUAAUUUUACAAAUGUAGCUGCAACAUUUAAAGGCAUUGUUAAGGCUCUUCAAGAAUAUCAGCCUAAACUAGUGGAAUAUGAUAUAAGAAUUUUUGUUAGGAGAGCUGGACCUAAUUAUCAAGAAGGCUUAAGGAUUAUACGGGAAGUUGGUAGAAGUUUAGGAAUUCCCGUUCAUGUAUUUGGUCCCGAAACACAUAUGACAGCUAUAUGUGCUAUGGCACUAGGAAAGAAACCAAUUCCCGAUCCAGAAGCUCAAGAAUUCUCAACCGCGAAUUUUCUCUUACCAUCCGGGCAAGAUGUUGGACCACCGUGCACACCAUCUAAGAAUAACGUACCUUCAUCAGAACAGUUUAAAUUGAGAACUGCAGAUACUGUAGAUUCGAAUAACGAUGGCAGACAACUUUUCAGUAAUAAAACAAAAUCUAUUAUUUGGGGUAUGCAAACAAGAGCAGUGCAGAGUAUGCUGGAUUUUGAUUUUGUUUGUCGAAGAUCCGAGCCAUCCGUUGCUGCUAUUGUAUAUCCUUUUACUGGCGAUCACAAACAAAAGUUUUAUUGGGGUCAUAAAGAGGUUCUUAUUCCUGUUUACAAGCAAAUGAAAGAUGCUAUGGCUAAACAUAUGGAUGCAGACGUAAUGGUCACAUUUGCCUCUUUAAGAUCUGCUUACGAAAGUACCAUGGAAACGUUACAAUUUCCACAAAUCAGAACGAUUGCCAUAAUCGCAGAAGGUAUACCUGAAAAUAUGACUCGAAAAUUGAUUCUAGCAGCGCAACGGAAGAAUGUGACCAUAAUUGGACCGGCAACUGUAGGAGGUGUAAAGCCAGGUUGCUUUAAAAUCGGUAAUACCGGCGGAAUGAUGGAUAAUAUUCUGCAUAGCAAAUUAUAUAGACCUGGCAGUGUCGCUUACGUUUCUCGUUCUGGUGGCAUGUCAAACGAAUUAAAUAAUAUAAUUUCCAAAGCUUCCAAUGGUGUAUUAGAGGGUGUCGCUAUCGGUGGGGAUCGAUAUCCAGGAACUACUUUUAUGGAUCAUAUAAUGCGUUAUCAGAACAAUCCAGAUGCGAAGUUAAUCAUAUUGCUCGGGGAAGUCGGUGGUACUGAAGAAUAUGAAGUUUGCCAAGCAUUAAAAACGGGCAAAAUUACAAAACCAUUGAUAGCUUGGUGCAUUGGUACCUGUGCCAGCAUGUUCAAUUCUGAGGUGCAAUUUGGUCAUGCUGGCUCUAUUGCAAACUCCAAUCUUGAAACGGCUUCUGCAAAAAAUGCAGCGUUGAAGACAGCUGGCGCAUAUGUUCCAAAUAGUUUUGAUAAUCUUGGCGAUCUCGUACAAACCGUUUAUGAACAAUUGGUAAAAGAUGGCAUAAUAGUGCCGGAACCCGAAGUACCAGUGCCGACAGUACCAAUGGAUUAUGGAUGGGCCAGAGAACUUGGUUUAAUACGUAAACCAGCAUCGUUUAUGACAUCAAUUUGUGAUGAGCGUGGGCAAGAAUUAUUAUAUGCGGGUAUGCCUGUAACUGAGGUUUUGAAACAAAAUGUGGGCAUUGGUGGCGUUGUUUCGCUUUUGUGGUUUCAACGCUGUUUACCCCCAACUUAUUGCAAAUUUCUUGAAAUGUCGCUGAUGCUCACGGCUGAUCAUGGUCCGGCUGUCUCUGGAGCUCACAAUACUAUCGUUUGCGCACGUGCUGGAAAAGACUUGGUUAGCUCUCUCGUUUCGGGACUUCUAACAAUUGUAAGUGAAAAAUUAAAUCUUAGCAAACAAUAUGUGUCAUUUUGGAAAGCUCUUGAGGUGUGUUACAAGAAUAUGUAA
Messenger RNA from Wasmannia auropunctata (little fire ant), 1985 nucleotides. It is a transcript of the gene ATPCL, whose product is annotated as ATP-citrate synthase. Gene Ontology annotation, cellular component: cytosol. The record is from RefSeq and is a predicted model, not a curated record. The transcript is spliced from 6 exons. Gene Ontology annotation, biological process: acetyl-CoA biosynthetic process; fatty acid biosynthetic process; tricarboxylic acid cycle. Gene Ontology annotation, molecular function: ATP citrate synthase activity. Lineage: Eukaryota; Metazoa; Arthropoda; Insecta; Hymenoptera; Formicidae. The annotation marks the transcript as partial.